Messenger RNA from Mizuhopecten yessoensis (Yesso scallop), 3365 nucleotides. RefSeq names its product surfeit locus protein 4-like. Lineage: Eukaryota; Metazoa; Mollusca; Bivalvia; Pectinida; Pectinidae. Bases 92 to 904 code for a protein of 270 amino acids. Gene Ontology annotation, cellular component: endoplasmic reticulum; endoplasmic reticulum-Golgi intermediate compartment; membrane. The transcript has 4 exons. Gene Ontology annotation, biological process: Golgi organization. The record is from RefSeq and is a predicted model, not a curated record.
GUAUUCACAGCUUCAUAUUUCCGGUUCUGGUCCACACAAGGGUACGUGGCUUCAAUUUGCAGGCAAUCACUUUAGCCUCGCCGAAGCCAAAAUGCCUCAACAAAGUGAAUUGAUGGAUAAAGCAGAAGAUGUUGUAGAUCAGAUACUGAGGAAGAGUAAACAUUUUCUUCCUCAUGUGGCUCGAUUUUGUCUGAUAGGAACCUUUUUGGAGGAUGGAAUUCGAAUGUGGUCCCAGUGGAGUGAACAACGUGACUACAUGAAUUCAACAUGGGGCUGUGGGUGGUAUCUUGCCACACUAUUUGUAUUAAUUAAUUUAAUAGGCCAGUUAGGAGGCUGUGUCAUGGUACUUAGUCGACAGAAGGUUCCCAUUGCCUGUGGCAUACUCUUCUCAAUUAUAGCUUUACAGACUGUAGCCUAUAGCAUCCUGUGGGAUCUCAAAUUUCUUUUUAGAAAUUUAGCCUUGGCAGGAGGAGUACUACUUUUAUUAGCAGAAGAUCGUGCAGAAGGCAAAAGUCUAUUUGCAGGCCUUCCAUCACUUGGAGAAAAUAACCCGAAACAGUACAUGCAGUUCAGUGGCCGCAUUCUUCUUGUGCUUAUGUUCUUAACCCUGUUACGUUUAGAAUUCGACUUCUUUCAAGUGAUACAGAACUUGGUUGGUACAGCAUUAAUUCUUCUUCUCGCUAUUGGCUACAAAACGAAGUUGUCUGCCCUUGUUUUGGUUGUUUGGUUGACAAUGCUGAACAUGUAUUUUAAUGCUUGGUGGAAUGUCCCAUCCUACAAACCAAUGAGAGACUUCCUGAAAUAUGAUUUCUUCCAGACACUCUCUGUCAUUGGGGGUUUGCUGUUGGUGGUGGCAUACGGUCCAGGAGGUGUCAGUAUGGAUGAGCACAAGAAGAAGUGGUGAUAAAAGCUGUCUAAUUGAUACCAUAGUAUAGACUGUUUAAUUAGUGUCACGCAAGCCAGUUAAUAGAACAUUGAUUUUCAGGCCUGAAUUUGUUUAUAUUGCAUUUCUAGUCUCGGGGUUGGACUUCUAAAAAUAAUUAAAUUUUGUGUUUGCGUUCAAUGUCAUAUUCACUAAAGUUACACUAUUGUGUAUUAAAGUAGGUUGACUUGAAUUUAUCCUUUCAAAAUGUAUCAUCUUAAUCUGGGGGGGAAACUUGAUUGAUUGAAGGUAAAGUAGAUUUUAGUUUCUUGAAUGCUAAAACUUUUACCUAUAAAUCUGAGAUUAUAUAAUGGAUCAGUCUGUCCAACUUCCCUUUUAUAAGCAUUAAUAGAUAAAUACAAUAUUUUCGAAAUUUAUGUUAUUUCCACGUCAUUUCUAACACAAGUCGAAGUAGUAAUUUGUGUAUACUAUUCAUGAGAUGUAGAUGCUGAAAUAUGACUAAAGAUAAACGCUACUAUAAAGUGUGGAAUGUAAAUGAAUAAUCAUAUGAUUAAGUUAUAUUUUAGACUGGUGUUUAUGUGACAUUUUUUUAUCCAGAUAAAUGAGCAACUUUCAUGAAGUGGAAAACAUGCAGUACAGUAAUUUUGAUUCAUGUAAUAAUGAGCUCUACAUGAUGAUACUUGUAUGUUUAAUUCAGAAUGCCAAGUUGCUUACAAAAAGCUACAUUCAUCUUCCAUCUUUUUUUAAGUCAUUUCAAUUUUCUGGAAUGUGCGUUUUUUCUAUUUAAGAUAUUUGUAUACAUUUACCCGGUACGAGCCACACCGUAGAUAUAUAUAUAUUGUUGCAAUCAUUCACAGAAAUAUUGCUCGGUAUGCGGUAUAUAAAUACACAAACUAACAGUUAUUCAGUUCUAGCCUUGAGUGUUUUGUAUCAUUCCUGCCUGAGAAUACUCUGAUUUAGGUAGGUGUGUAUACUGAUAACAAGUGUCUGGGAACCUCCAAUACCAGUACAUUUUGUAUACCUUGUCUAUCGCCAAUUGACUGUCAGAUUACUGGUAUACAAGAUUCCUGUACCGGAGUACUGUAUUUUUAAGGGCACCUUACAUUUGUAAGAUAAAUGUAGGGCAGGUGUUACAUGCUGAAACACUUCAUUUAUUUGCAAAGCCUCUCUGUGAAAAUAUGUUUAGUUUGUUGUAUAUUUUCUCUUGUACAUUUAAUGCAAAUUUGUGUACACUAAUUUCUUCUGAUGUACAAUAAGUAUGUUUCUCUGGAGACACUCAUUUGCCUUUCUGUGUUUUGAUUUAAUUACUUUUUUAAUUUAUAAAAAAAAUCUACUGCAAUGAAUUUAUUAAAUGAAGGAAGUAUAUAUUUUAUGAUAAAAGAAAUUUUGAACAAGCAUUGUUAAAACAUGCUUGUUGCUUUCUUUCCAUCCAUUUUUUUUCUUGAAUAUGUAAUGAAAAGUAUUCACAGGUUAAGCAGUUCAUAAAAGUUACAAAACAUAAUAACAAAACAUUCGAGAGAAGACAUUUUGUGUUGGUGCCACAUAAUGAUCAUUUUGGUGUCUGAAAUGUGGGUUCUGAUUUUUCCUUGUGUAGGUAUCUUGGUUUACUCGCUGUAUGUGAAAAUGAAUUAAUUGUAAUGAUUGUUUGUACUAUUAAGUUUGAUUAAUCUGUAUUCUUUGUGUUUGGUGGAAAGAUAAAUAUUAUUAACCCUUCAUGAAAUUUCUUAGCUUUAAUUUAUAAGUUUAAUAUGUUGCCUCGGAGUUGAACUUCUCUGUAAGUGUAAGCUAGUGUUUUUGGGUACGAGUACUAGAUCUAUUUAUCUGCUUAACACUGAUGUCUUAGGCCAUUUUACAUUUUUUUCAGUUCAUGACCUGAUCCAAGAGCCAAAGUGUGAUGUAUCAUGUACAAUCGUAAUUCUGUUUGAUUGUUAGAUUAUAGAUUUGGCAUAGGGUUCACCCUGACAACAAUUGUAAUCCACCUUUUGAGCCAUCCAGAUGUUUUUAGUACUGGGUACCACCAAGUACUGUUGUAUUGAGAUAGAGGACAGUACAAGAUGUAACCUGGUUGGUGAUUUACAAUUCAAUUCAUAUUCUGCUUCUACAAUAGUAAUUAUUAUAGUGUAAUACAUACGAAAAUAAUUAAGUGUCUAUUUAUAUGCAGUAUGGUGGGAUACUGCUGACUUUUGUACUUACCAUCUUUCUGCUUUUCAUUUAUACAUUUGAAGAUUUUUUAAGGUAAGGGGUAUUAAUUGGUGUGUUCAGCCCAUUAACAAUCCACCAAUCAGGAUGAACCUUAUCCAACCCUAUCUACACAAAGUUGUGUAGUUGUAUGUGUGAAGUCUUUUGUAAAACAUUACGGUAUGUGUUGAUGAAAGUGACAUACAUCAUCCAUACUUUUGAGAUAUAUUGUCAUAAAUUCUGUUGUCAUUUAGCCUGUAUAACAUGUUGUGCAUGAGAGGAAAUAAAAAAUCGUAAGAAUUCA